Molecule: messenger RNA, 337 nt
Organism: Paramecium sonneborni
Lineage: Eukaryota; Ciliophora; Oligohymenophorea; Peniculida; Parameciidae
Source: the annotation of a GenBank genome assembly
CAUCAAUAAGUGAAGAGAAAAUGAAAACUUUAUCGAUCUCUUAUUUUCUAAUGUAAUUGAUUCUUUUAAUUUAAAAGUUAAAAAAGAUUGUCCUUGACAUAUGAAAAUAAAAGUAUGGCACCGAUUAUGAAAAUAAAUUUCCAUUUUUAACAUUGGAAGAAAGAAAUUAAUAUGGACCACUUCUUCUAACUCAUAUAAUUUAAAUUAGACUAGUAAUUAAAAUCCUUCUUUUAAAUUUAAAAAAUUCGUUUUACUGUAUUUAAUAUAUAUAUAAAUUUUUGUUUUAAUGAAUAAAAAAAAUUCGAGCUUGGCAGUACUCGAAACUGCAACCGCCUGA